AUGUCUCUUGUAGUCGACCGAGCCGCAAGCGUGGGAAGAGACAACUAUGAUAUGAUGUUAGACUCAAUCAAGGAACUCAUUAAAAAAUAUAACGUUGGAACCGACAAAACUCGUUUCUCCAUCCUGACGUAUGCUGGUAGACCAAAGAUUCGCACGAGUUUCGACGACGCAAAGUAUCAAAAUAAAGAGGCUCUUGAUAAAUUUAUUGACGAAAUGAAAGCGAAUGAUCAUCUAGGAUCACCAACCCGGACUGACCGAGCACUGGAAAUGGUCGCUGACGACGUUUUCACUGUACCUGGUGGUUACACUGAAUGGAUUUCGUUGGGGGAGUGCAGCGUGACAUGUGGUGGAGGAAGGCAGGCAUGGUCGCGGACCUGUACUAAUCCCCCGCCGUCUGGCAAAGGGCCAACAUGUGUCGAGCAAGGCCUCGGACUUGCAACGGAAGAACGAGAGUGUAACAUGCAAGAAUGUGCUGUACCCGGUGGUUAUACUGAAUGGACUGAGUGGGGGGAGUGCAGCGUGACAUGUGGUGGAGGAAGGCAGAUAUGGUCGCGGACCUGUACAAAUCCCCCGCCGUCUGGCAAAGGGCCAACAUGUCUCCAGCAAGGCCUUGGACGUGCAAUGGAAGAACGAGAGUGUAACAUACCGGAAUGUGGUAAUUUAUUCACAUACCAAACUCUUCUUUUACCUCUGGCUGUGCCCGGUGGUUAUACUGAAUGGACUGAGUGGGGGGAGUGCAGUGUGACAUGUGGUGAAGGAAGGCAGAUAUGGUCGCGGACUUGUACAAAUCCCCCGCCGUCUGGCAAAGGGCCAACAUGUGUCGAGCAAGGCCUUGGACGUGCAAUGGAAGAACGAGAGUAUAACAUGCAAGAAUGUGCUAUACCUGGUGGUUAUACGAAUUGGUCUGAUUGGAGAGAAUGCAGUGUGACCUGUGGUGGAGGUGUUCAGACACGAUACCGGACAUGUACUAAUCCCCCACCAUCUGGUGGAGGGCUAGCAUGUUCUGAGCAAAACCUGGGACCAGCCAAGGAAGGACAAGAAUGUAACACUCAAGAGUGCGGUCCCUUUAAGCGCAAUUAUGUUCACGUAACAGUUAUAGCAAGGAAAAUGCAAUACCGUUAUCUGUCGUUGAGCGCGGCAGACCCCGCCUGUAUUCAAAUGCUAGGCAUCCGUGAGAUAACCUAUCCAUGA
Messenger RNA from Stylophora pistillata, 1191 nucleotides. Its product is annotated as semaphorin-5A-like. The record is from RefSeq and is a predicted model, not a curated record. Lineage: Eukaryota; Metazoa; Cnidaria; Anthozoa; Scleractinia; Pocilloporidae.